UUGAACGAUUGACAUAUAUCUAUUGAUAUACAUAUAUUAUUGUUAUGAAACAGUUUGAUAUGAUUUGAAGUCCCUAAUGGCGCAGGCAGACAAAUGCCAGCGCCCGCUUCGAGUGUUGAUAACAGCUGCUGCAGGACAUGUAGCUUAUUCCCUAGUAUUCAUGAUAGCAAAGGGUGCUUGUUUUGGGCCAAAAGUUCCAAUCGUUUUGAUUCUUUAUGACGUUCCCGAAAAUCAGGAUUCCUUACACGGUCUUGCUGUGGAAUUGAACGACUGCUGCUACCCACUCCUGAAUGGUAUCGAAAUAACUCCAGACAUUCAACUGGCGUUUGGUAACUUUUCUGUGGCUUACCUCCUUGCUUCUAGUCCUCAUAAGCCGGGAAUACAACGUGGUGAUCUUAUUGAAGCAAAUGCUCCCGAAUUCAAAAGUUACGGUGAAGCUUUGGAAAAGUAUUCCAGGAAAAAUGUCAAAGUAAUCGUAUACGGUGAUUGCAUGAACACAAAUCUUUUCAUUUGCUCCAAAUAUGCGCCGUCAAUGCCACAAGAGAACUUCACUACAGUCGCACAGUUGAACAUCAACCGGGUAAAAGCUCAAGUGGCUCUCAAACUUGGUGUUCCACCUACUUGCGUUCGUAAUGUUAUUGUUUGGGGCAACGAUUCUUCGACAACCGUCUGCGAUAUCAGUAAAGCUAAAGUAAUAAUAGACGAAAAUGAAGUAAAGGUUAAGAAAGCCAUUGAUGACUGCAACUGGAUUCAACACGAAUUACCGAGCAUUGUCCAACGACGGGAAGAUGACAUUGUGGAUUGCCAAGAGAAAUCGGCUGGAAUUUCAGCAGCCAAAGCUUUGGCACAACACACCCGAUUCUUGUUUAGUAUUUGCGUCCCAAGAAGUUACAUUUGCAUGGGCGUGUUCAGCGAUGGAAGUUACGGGGUACCGUGCGACGUUGUUUCAUUUUUUCCAGUUUGUAUUGAAGAUUGUAAAUGGACGAUUAAUAAGAAUCUUAGUCCAAGCCAGUUCAUACGAGACCUGAUAAUAUUAUCAGGAUGUGAAUUAGAGCAGGAACGAGAUAAAGCACUUGCAAUAUUGGAAGGUUGAUAUGUAUCAAUAAACAACAAACCAAAAUUACAUCAAUAAAAUUUAGGAAAUCAUGAAUGAG
This is a messenger RNA of Agrilus planipennis (emerald ash borer), 1154 nucleotides long. RefSeq names its product malate dehydrogenase, cytoplasmic-like. The transcript is spliced from 2 exons. Lineage: Eukaryota; Metazoa; Arthropoda; Insecta; Coleoptera; Buprestidae. Gene Ontology annotation, cellular component: mitochondrion; cytosol. The coding region runs from base 77 to 1093 and encodes 338 amino acids. Gene Ontology annotation, molecular function: L-malate dehydrogenase (NAD+) activity. Gene Ontology annotation, biological process: malate metabolic process; tricarboxylic acid cycle; oxaloacetate metabolic process. The record is from RefSeq and is a predicted model, not a curated record.